Megalops cyprinoides (Indo-Pacific tarpon) is the source of this 992-nucleotide messenger RNA. It is a transcript of the gene cdc42l, whose product is annotated as cell division cycle 42, like. Gene Ontology annotation, biological process: small GTPase-mediated signal transduction; modification of synaptic structure. Gene Ontology annotation, cellular component: dendritic spine. NCBI's taxonomy places the organism in Eukaryota, Metazoa, Chordata, Actinopteri, Elopiformes, Megalopidae. Gene Ontology annotation, molecular function: GTP binding; GTPase activity. The record is from RefSeq and is a predicted model, not a curated record. The transcript has 6 exons. The coding region runs from base 41 to 616 and encodes 191 amino acids.
AACCCGGAUGUAACCAACGCCUAAUUGUCGGACUGAGAAGAUGCAGACCAUAAAGUGUGUUGUUGUGGGGGACGGUGCUGUGGGGAAGACCUGCCUGCUGAUCUCCUACACAACCAACAAGUUUCCUUCCGAAUAUGUCCCAACGGUGUUUGAUAACUAUGCAGUCACAGUUAUGAUCGGUGGGGAGCCUUACACACUUGGACUGUUUGAUACAGCAGGACAGGAAGAUUAUGAUAGGCUGCGGCCCCUUAGUUACCCCCAGACCGAUGUCUUCCUCGUCUGCUUCUCCGUUGUAUCUCCUUCCUCAUUUGAGAAUGUUCGGGAGAAGUGGGUACCUGAGAUCUCUCACCACUGUCCUCGCACACCUUUUCUGCUGGUGGGAACACAGGUUGACCUCAGGGAUGACAGCAACACAGUGGAGAAGCUAGCCAAGAACAAACAGCGCCCCCUAUCUCCCGAGAGUGGUGACAAGCUCGCUCGGGACCUGCGCGCUGUUAAGUAUGUGGAGUGCUCUGCCCUCACGCAGCGUGGACUGAAGAAUGUGUUUGAUGAGGCCAUCUUGGCAGCGCUGGAACCCCCUGAGACCAAGCCUAAGAAACGCUGCACUUUGCUAUAGAGAGAGAGAGAGAGAGAGAGAGAGAGAGAGAGAGGAGGAGAGGUGGAAAGAGAAAGUAAGACAGGACGAUGGGGGGGGGGAACGGGGAGGGAUGCGACACUCGGUGAAGAGGGGAGAGUCCGGACGGGAGUGAAAAGAGCGGGAAAGGGGUGCGGGUGAAAUGCCACACGAAACGCGGAAACAUAUUUGUACACUGUGCUAGCGGUAAGGCCUGAAAUUGGGAGACGGGUGCAUCGGCACUCUCCUAACCGCCACACAGCCCCUUUCUCCUUUUUUUUUUUUUUUUACUGCUAGACACUUUUUUGAAUUAGUUUGUUUUUUAUUACCGUACCACAUAGACAUUAGGAGAGAAGGACAAGGAGAUGGUUCAGAAAUA